AAAUGAUCAGUGAUCUAUACAUCCUUUUCAAACUAGUCACUGUCUUCUUCUCAUUUGUGUCUGUAUGUCUCAUACUUACAGGAAUGUUCUUAUGCUUCACAAAUUUCAGGAAGAGGAUCCUCAUGAAUCAGGUGUUUGAAUCCAAGAAAAUUAUUGGGUUCUACCACCCAUAUACUAAUGCUUGUGGUGGAGGAGAGAAAGUUCUUUUCUUAGCCCUAAAAGCUAUCUCAGUCAUGGCAAAAAGAACUAAAUCCAAAAUUGUAAUCUACACUGUUGAAGACCAAGAUGCCGAAGAGAUAGUGCAAAGAGCAGCAGAGAGAUUUAACUUUAAGGUAGAUUUUGAGUUCAAGCUGGUGAGAAUCACAAGAAGAUAUUUUACCGACCAACACUCUGUAGUCAAGCUUUCUUUACUAAAUCAAGCUAUUGGCAAUAUUGUUUCAGUCAUUGAAGCGAUUACUACUUGCCCGCCUGACAUAUUCGUAGAUACGAUAGGUGUAGGAUUUGGAUAUCCUUUUGUGAAACUUUUUUCCCCUUCGACUAAGGUUGUUUCCUAUACCCACUAUCCUUUUAUUCAGAAAGAUAUGAUAAGCCCUGAACUUCCGAGAUACAAGUUCUUCUACUAUAACUUAAUGCUUUGGCUUUAUAAGACAGUUGGAUAUUCUGCAGAUGUGAUUAUGGCAAAUUCUACAUGGACUCAGAAACAUUGUAAGAGUUUAUGGGGAGAUACUGAUAAAAUUAAGAGAGUUUACCCUCCAUGAAACACCACUGCAUUCAGUAAAAUUCCCUUCGAUACUGCGAAGAAGGAUAAUAUUGUGUCUUUCUCUCAGUUCAGGCCUGAGAAGGACCAGUCUGGUCAGCUCAAAGCCUUCUAUGAGCUUUUAGAAGCGCAUAAAGAGAUCUCUCCUCACUUCUACAUGAUAGGAAGCUGCAGAGGAGCAGAAGAUGAGAAGCUUCUAGCAAGCCUGCAAGAAGAAGCUAAAGAACUUGGAAUCGACCAGAAAGUCACUUUCCUCAAAAACCUUCCCCAGCAAGAAGUUAUAGACAUCAUGGCUGAAGCCAAGGUGGCUAUUCAUACUAUGUGGAACGAGCACUUUGGAAUCAGCAUCGUUGAGAUGAUGGCCGCAGGCCUCAUCACAAUUGCUCAUAAUAGUGGAGGUCCUAAAGCUGAUAUCAUCCUCGAAGAAGGCAAAAGAGGAUACUUAAGCGAGACACCUAAAGAAUUUGCCACUGCGAUGCAACUCGCUCUUCAGACUUAUAACACCGCAGUCGGAAAGUCGAUCAGAAAUACAGCAAGAAAAGCUGCAAUUGAACAGUUUAGUGAUGAAGCAUUUAUGGAAAAUUUCUCUAAAUGUUUCUCUGAGGUACUCCCUCAAGACUAAUUCUUGUUAAAUUCCAAAUUCC
This is a messenger RNA of Moneuplotes crassus, 1401 nucleotides long. The record is from the annotation of a GenBank genome assembly. NCBI's taxonomy places the organism in Eukaryota, Ciliophora, Spirotrichea, Euplotida, Euplotidae.